GUGAUCUUUGUUUUCUUGAUGCAAUCGAUGAGGUCAGCUGAGUCGGAUGACACAACAGAUCUCUCAAAAUAGCGAUCAGGAUUUUGGGUUUUACCCAUCGUAUGAGCCAAAAUGCCCGGCCCAGAGAAGACUAAAGCCUCGCCCGGACCCUUGGGUAACGUAGGACACGUCUGUCAGGAGAAAUUCGCGUGUACGGGGUCUCAGGCGGUGUACGAGUGUGAGGAGUGUGGGACGAUGCAGUGUGAGAACUGCGAGGCACAGCUGCACGAAACGGCCAAGUUUGUUUUCCACGACAGAAGGCGGCUGAAGCAGGGCGAGCCGGGCCGGUGCGAUCUUUGGUGCGAUCCUCACAACCGUGCCGUGCUCUGGUGUGAACAGUGUAAGGUGAACGUGUGUGCUGCAUGCAAGAAGAAACAGUUGGUGAAGUGCACCCGCCGCAGCCACAAGCUAGUGCAGCUCGCACCGGACGAACCGCCACCGGUCGAUCCUGAAACGGUACCCCGCCUAGACGCCGAUGGCUCGUCAGAUGAGGCCGAGGUGCUGGCUGAUGCCCUGACUAGCCUGCCCCUUCCUACCCUCGGAGAACCGCCCACAUUUCCCACAGAAGGGCCGGGCCUGACCGCAGCGAGCGGGGACCAGGUGGCCACCCUGGCACCCAACGUAGAUGUCCAGUCAUUCUUACUGGUGGACGAGUUUGAAAAAUUACAGGUUGCUAAUGCUGAGGAGUUUCUGAAGAAGCUGGGCUGUGACUCCAAGGCUCUGGUGAAGGUGGUGUCUAUAUUCGGUAACACGGGUGAUGGCAAGUCCCACACCAUGAAUGCUACGUUUUUCCACGGCUGCCAAGUCUUCAACACGUCCUAUCACCAGUCCUCCUGCACGGUGGGCGUGUGGGCUGCCUUCGACCCUGCAACGCUUACCAUCACCGUGGACACGGAGGGGUUGCUAGGGGUGACGUCCAAUCAGAAUCAGCGAACCAGACUGCUGCUGAAAGUCCUGGCGAUCUCCGACGUCAUUAUCUACAGGACGAGAGCGGACCGACUGCACAACGACUUGUUCCGUUUCCUCGGGGACGCCUCGUGCGCGUACCAGCAGCACUUCACCCAGGAGCUGAGAGCUGUUUCUGAGAGAUGCAGGAUGGAUGUUCCCCUCUCCACACUGGGGCCGUCUGUUCUCAUCUUCCAUGAGACUCAGCAUACUGAGGUCCUGGGAGCAGACCAGCCACGUGACUGCCAUGGCCAGCCGUCCAAGACACCUGAAAUGCUGUUGAAGGAACGUUUCAAAGAGCUGAAGCUUCACCCCGAUGCUUUCAGCUCCAUAGAAUACAUUGGGACCAGGACACAGACACCUCCGACUGAUUUCAAAGGCCUGCAGGCAGCCGUCAAAAAACACCUGAGUAACGGCACUGUCCGCUCGCCUCGAUCACCUUCUGUGAUCUUUCAGGCACUGAAGGUUCUGAAUGAAAAGUUCAGCGGUGACAUCGAGCGCUCGGUACCCAGCACAUUCCCAGAUGCCUACUUCACCUGUGGAUCAACAUGUAUGUCUUGCAGUGCCAGGUGCAGCCUGAGCAUGAGCCACGAGCAGGACGACAUUCCUCACAAGUCAGGCGACAGGUGUCAGUACCAGCAUCAGUACGACGACAGGAUCUACACCUGCAAGGAGUGUUUUCACAAUGGGAAGCAGGUUGUAGUGGUGCCUAAGGUGGCAGCUGCUUCUGAUUCUACAUGGUUUGGACUGGCCAAGUACGCCUGGUCUGGGUAUGUUUUGGAGUGCCCCAACCACGGGAUCAUCUAUCGCAGCCGGCAGUACUGGUACGGGAACGCUGACCCUGUGGACAGUGCAGUGCGUACAGAGAUCAGGCAUGUGUGGCCAGGGGGAGCCCGUGUGCUUCAGGGCACCCACAACGCUGCUCGGCGGCUGAUUGACGGGGUGCACCACGUGGCGGGCACCGUGGGCGAGCUGAGCGCAAAACCGUCCAAGAUGCUGGGCAGCUGGGUGGCCGACCAGAUUGCACCGGCCUAUUGGGUGCCCAAUGCAAGAAUCACGAAAUGCCAGGGUUGUAAGCAUGAGUUUGAGCCCACAGAGACGAAGCACCACUGCCGGGCCUGCGGACAGGGCUUCUGUGACGAGUGUUCGUCCAAGCAGCUGCCUGUACCAGAGCGGGGCUGGGGGGAGGCUCCUGUACGGGUGUGUGAGUCCUGCUACAAGGAGAGAACACAAGCUGACGGAUUUAUUCCCCAUCUUGCAACUGACUUAGGUGAACCCCAUGUUUCUGAAGGCACGGAGGUCAUCCCGGCUGAGGAGGGGGAGGGGAGCACCGACAAGACCGUCAUGGUGCGCAAGGUCGGAGAGGUCAUGCAGAGCACUCUGGGAGUGGCUGCCACUGCCAUCAACUAUCCACUUGGCCUGAUGGUGGACGCAGCCCGCCCUGCGUACUGGGUAGCGGACAGCGAGAUCGUGGCCUGUCACGGCUGCCAGACGGAGUUUGACCCCGCCAUGUCCAAGCACCACUGCCGGGCCUGUGGAAAUGGGUUCUGUGACGAGUGCUCCAUGGCGCGGCGCCCCGUCCCCUCCAGGGGGUGGGACCAUCCCGUCAGAGUGUGCAACGAAUGUAACAGGAAAAGUGGCAACUUGUAGAAUGUACAAGGCAUUUGCAGGGCUCGAAAUGCUUUUAAUUCUGCAUGGUAUGGUGCAGGUAAAUGUAAAAUUACCUGCACAAGACAAAUUGUACCUUCACCACUCAGAAUUUAUAGAAAGUAUGGAUCAUAGUAGAAUUCAUAAUGAAAACUGUUCACAAACAAUUGCUAUUAUUUCUUUCUUACUUCAUUAGUAGUAAGUCAUUAUUAUUGAUGCAGAAAAUAAAAGUCCAUAUACAACAGCAUGUCAUAGGUAUAAACACACCUGAAAUACCUACACAGCUCCAAUUUUUCCUGCACUGCAGUUGAUGUUUUGAGCCCUGCUUUUGGGAAGAGUAACAAUUUACUGAAAGCUAGCUUUUGAGGAGUAAAAUGUCUGGAGAAGGUAUUACAGCCUAUAAUGUAUUUGAGAGAUACUAGUUGUUGUUGCAUUGAAAAUUCUUAUUGUUUUAGUUUACAAAAUAUUUAGUAUUAUAUUAUAGUAUUUCUUGAUAAAACAGAUAUAAUCCUCUUGGUUGAAAGUACAUGACAUUGUAUAAAAUCCUUGCAUUUGCUCUUUGGUGCUGACUUUCACAAUUUGGUUGUUGCUUUAGGAAAAGGUGGCUAACUACAUUUCUCAUUGGUAAUGGUAUAGUAUAUCCUGUUACUAGUGCUGUGUACCUAAACCAAUUUUUUAGCUUCAGUUACGGCUAUCUCUUACUUCAGACAACUUGUGUUGCUGUUUAUACACUUUUAACAUGGACCAAAAAUAAAGAAGAUUAGCAAAGGGAGAUAGGUAGUUUGAGUAAGAUAAAUUGGGAAGGUAGAAAAGGUUUUAACUAAUUUCCACAUGGUGCUACAUCUGUAAUGACACAGAAUUGAAGACAAAAAGCAACAUAAAGAACACAAGAAUACAACAGCAAAAUUCCUUAAAUAUUCCACGGGAGGGAAAAAGAGAGCAUAUUGUAGAAAAAAAUGUCUAUCAGAUAAUUAUGUACAUGUGUGUAAGUAACUGAUCUGAUGUAACUGUAAAUUAUUGUAACUCAUUCAGUCUUUACAGUAAUCCUACCCAUGUCUAGGAUCUAUAAACUUACAAGUUACAAAUGUAUAUUUAAGUAAGUACCUUUGUUUGAUGUAGUUUUCGAUUACUAGAUUUGGUACUUUGCAUGACUUUAGAGUGGACAGUAGUACCAAUACUGGUAGUUACAUCUUCUGUCUUUUUAUGUGUGAAUGGUUAUAAGUGCAAAAUAAGGAUGGAAGUCAUAACUGUUGUUAAUUAAAUGAACUGGGAACAAA
Messenger RNA from Branchiostoma belcheri (Belcher's lancelet), 3908 nucleotides. Its product is annotated as zinc finger FYVE domain-containing protein 1-like. The coding region runs from base 112 to 2634 and encodes 840 amino acids. Gene Ontology annotation, molecular function: metal ion binding. The record is from RefSeq and is a predicted model, not a curated record. The transcript has 11 exons. Lineage: Eukaryota; Metazoa; Chordata; Leptocardii; Amphioxiformes; Branchiostomatidae.